AUGAACGUUGGCGGGGAAAAUAAAAGUGGACUGAAACUGUCGAGCUGCACAGACAAAUUCAGCUUCAUUUGUGAAGCCAUUGAAACUACCUGUGCAGUGGACACGACUACAACUAAAAACAGAAGCUUGUUUAAUUUGGAGGGCAAAUUGAUUGAUUCCAGUUCUUACGGCUCCUGGGCGAACACGUUGUUUGCAACUUUUCUUUUUGGGCGAGAGCUGGUUACUUGGAAAGAAAGUUGGACAAAAUGUGCAAGUUUAGGAAUGAGUCCGAUGAUUUUGAACGGCUCUGCUGAAUAUGAAAGCUUCAUCCAGACUAUUAUUAAAAGGACCAGUAACUCCAAAACCGUGUCAGCGAGAAUCGUGCCCUAUUGA
Molecule: messenger RNA, 372 nt
Organism: Neocloeon triangulifer
Lineage: Eukaryota; Metazoa; Arthropoda; Insecta; Ephemeroptera; Baetidae
Exons: 6
Coding region: 1-372 (123 amino acids)
Source: RefSeq, a predicted model, not a curated record